AUGAGCUCCUCCUUGGCUGGUGUCAAGGACUUGCUCAAGGUCUCGGACGAAAUCACAGACGCUGUUGCCACUAACAAACCCAUCGUUGCCCUUGAGUCAACUAUCUACACUCACGGAGCCCUGGGCAAUGAACUCGCCCUCCAACAUUCAGAUCUUGUCCGCAGCAAUGGAGGUAUUCCCGCCAUCAUCGCCAUUGUUGAUGGUGUUCCUACUGUUGGAGCAACAGCAUCUGAUAUCAUUCGUAUGAUUGAGAGUGGAAACGCUGUCAAGGCGUCCAGGAGAGAUAUUGCCUACCUCGCGGGAAUGGGCUUGACAGGACAGAAGAUUCAUGGCGGCACCACCAUAUCAGGAACUAUGUUGCUCGCCAGGCUUGCGGGCAUUCGAGUAUUCGGCACUGGUGGUCUCGGCGGCGUCCACCGCGGAGGUCAUGACUCAAUGGAUGUUUCUGCUGAUCUCACUGAACUUGGCCGAACCCGAGUCGCUGUCAUCAGCGCCGGCUGCAAGGGCUUCCUCGAUAUUCCCAGGACACUGGAGUUCCUCGAGACCCAGGGUGCCCAUGUUUCGACCUUUUCAGACGGACGAUCUGGAAAGAUUGAUUUCCCUGCUUUUUGGGCUCGUGAUAGCGGCAUCAAGAGUCCUUCUGUUGUCCAUACCGAGAAGGAGGCUGCUGCUAUCAUUCUGGCCCAGGAGAAGCUUGGUAUUGAGUCAGGCUUGCUCUUCGCCAACCCAAUCCCGGAGGAAUUUGGCAUUCCUGCGCCUGAGAUGCAGGCUUAUAUCGAACAGGCUGUCAGGGAAGCCAAUGAGAAGGGCUUCACUGGCAGCGCUAACACUCCGUAUAUCCUGGGUAGAAUCAAGGAGCUCACAGGAGAGAAGGCCGUUAUCGCCAACAAGGCGCUGGUAACGUCCAAUAUCACCCGGGCCACCAACAUCGCUGUCGAACUCUCAAAAUUGUUGUCUUCUGGUUCUGAGCCAGUCAAGACUUUCAAUUCAUAUUCUGCCGCUUCAUCUGCAUCUGCACCUGCAUCUCCUGCUCCCACUGAGCUCAAGGGGCCAGAAGUAACGUCCGACAGUAAGGCCGAUAUCCUUGUCGCUGGUUCCGUUGCUGUUGAUCUAAGCUGUGACUAUGCCCCAAAGUCGGGUGACGCUUCACCCGUCCUCCACACCUCGAAUCCAUCUAGUAUCAGCCAGUCAAUUGGAGGUGUCGGCCAUAAUGUAGCUCUCGCUGCCCACUCUGUAAGCAAACAUGCUCGAGUACGGCUCUGUAGCAUGGUUGGUGAUGACGUUGCUGGCAAGACCAUUCUUAAUGGACUCAAAGCCUCCGGCCUUGACACUACCUACAUUCGACAAUUAGGCCAUGAAUACCACGGCUCUAAUAGAACGGCUCAGUACGUUGCUGUCAAUGAUGCAAACAAGAAUCUAGUCAUGGCUAUGGCCGAUAUGGGCAUCUUCACAAACCACUCUUUUCCCGAAUAUUGGAAGUCUGCCGUCCGGGGAACCAAGCCCAAGUGGUUGGUAGUGGAUGGUAAUUGGAGCGAGAAAGAUAUUCGAGCAUGGCUCAAGGCUGGCCAAGACCAAGACUGCAAGAUUGCCUUCGAACCAGUAUCGACAGCCAAGUCUAUGAACCUUUUCUGUCCUCAGAAAGGACACCCGAAACUUCGUGUCUUCCCCAAGCCCACAGUAGACAUCGCUUCUCCCAACAGCUACGAGCUGGCAGCCAUGUACUCCGCAGCUCGUGAUAACGGAUACUUUGAGGCUCCAGAGUGGUUCGAUAUCAUCGACGCCUUUGGCAUGCGAGGUGCCCGAGAUCGGUUUGUUAAGAUGACUUCAGCCGAGCUGACUGACGCUGGUGUUCCUGUUCAGUCUGUUCAACUACUUCCUUAUAUUCCGACUAUUGUGACGAAACUUGGUCCUCAGGGUGUUCUCCUGACCGCCAUCCUCGGAAAAGAUGAUCCCCGUCUGAAGGACCCUGAUUCCGAGGAGUACAUCCUUGCUCGCUCAAUGAGCGACCACCCCAGCGUUGGUGGGCUCUAUAUGAGACUCUUCUCUGCAGCUGAAAAGGUUCAGAACAUUGUAUCUGUUAAUGGGGUUGGAGACACGUUCUUCGGUGUUUUGAUCUCUGGAUUGGCCCAGGGUGGCAAAGUCGAAAACCUCAUUGAUGUUGCACAAGCUGGCUCAUGUUUGACACUAAAGUCUCCUGAGUCAGUGAGUCCUGAUCUACACAGACUCGAAAGCUGCCUGGACCCUCUAAAAAAAUUCCAUGGCUAUAAACAUUUCCAACCAGAAACUGCAAAACUUACUCCAGCGAGACAAAGGACAACAAUGGCGCCACCACAAGACGAAGAGAUGUUAGAUCCCUCAUCUUCCUCCUCCUCGGAGAACAAGUCUCAAUUUGACUCAGAAGAUGAGGUUCCUCAAAAGAAGCCAACCAUUGCGCUCUACGAUAAAGAUUCGGACGAGGAAGAGUUGGAGCGACUUGUUCUAGGUAACAAGGCAGGCUUCCGGGCGCAAUUGUUCAAAGACGAUGGGAUUUUUGAUAGCAGCUGGGGUGCGGAGGGUAGGGACCUUCAGCUUGUCGAGCAAGAUCCUGGACUGGAGGAAAUCGACGAUGCGGACCUGUUCAUGUUCGACACCGGUACUGGACCAGGCGCUGCAGAGGUCACAAAGGCAGCAAAGCCCACCGAUGGAAACGCUCCUGUAUGGGAGGAUAGCGACGACGAUAGACUGGCCAUUUCCCUGGCUGGAGCCGCUCGGUUACGAAAGCUGCGAAAGACGGAAGCCGAGGAUCUUGUGAGCGGAACUGAGUACAGCAGAAGGUUGCGACAACAGUACCUCCGACUUAAUCCCCUCCCAUCGUGGGCGCGCGAAGCAGAUGGGCGACCUGGCAAGCGAAGGCGAUCAUCCGCUGCGUCUGACUCUUCAGCAGACAGCGAUUCCGACUCUGAGAUUUCUGCCCAGCCUCUUGAGAAGUUCCUUCGCGACGUCAACAGUCUGGCCGGAGCUGGAUCAACCAAGAAGAGGCGCUUACGACCCGAAGUCAUUGACAUCCAACGCACACGAGAGAUCCCAGACAAGCACAAGGCCCCCGUCGCCAACCUUUCCUUCCACCCCGAGUUCCCGGUCCUCCUCUCCUCCAGCACCGCUUCUGUCCUCUACCUCCACCACAUCGCUCCCGCCGCUCAUCCUACACCCAAUCCUCAGUUGACUUCAGUGCAAGUCAAGCAAGUCGAUGUUCGAAAGGCCGAGUUCUUAUACCCUCGGGGCGACAAGGUGUUCUUCGCUGGUCGACGAAAAUACUUCCACCACUGGGAUCUCAAAUCAGGAACAGUGCAAAAGACAACGCAGAUCCUCGGCCACAGGCUCGAGCACAAGACUAUGGAGCGAUUUAAGCUCAGCCCGUGCGGUCGAUACAUGGCUAUUGUUGCAUCUACCAGAAAGGGAGGCGGUAUCAUUAACGUUCUGAACACGACAUCUAUGCAGUGGAUUUCGGCUGCCAGACUUGCUAGUCAGAAUGGCAUUGCAGACUUUGCUUGGUGGAGCACUGGAAACGGUAUGACUAUCCUUGGUCGAGAUGGCCAGGUUGGCGAGUACAGUAUGGAGAGCCGCUCAUUCUUGGGAAUAUGGCAUGAUGAGGGUUGUGUUGGUGGUAUUGUUCUCAGUCUUGGCGGUCAUCAGGGUCCAACUUUACUGGGUGACGAUCGAUGGGUCGCUGUAGGUUCUAACAGCGGCAUCACCAACAUCUACGAUCGCAACGAGCUUGUCAUACUCAAGUCGGAGGAUGUCUCUAUUAAGGAGCGUCCAACACCUACAAGAGUCUUCGAGCAGCUUGUCACGCCCAUUACACACAUUGCUUUCUCACCAGAUGGUCAGCUCAUGGCUUUCGGAAGCCAACAUAAGAAGGACGCUUUGCGCCUUGUGCAUCUACCUACUUGCACAGUGUACCGUAACUGGCCUACGGAACAGACACCUCUUGGAAGAAUCACAGCAGUCGCGUUUGGGAAUCAGAGUGACUUGUUGGCGGUUGGUAAUGACACAGGGAAGAUCAGGCUUUGGGAGAUCAGGAGUUAG
Molecule: messenger RNA, 4065 nt
Organism: Fusarium oxysporum Fo47
Lineage: Eukaryota; Fungi; Ascomycota; Sordariomycetes; Hypocreales; Nectriaceae
Product: Indigoidine synthase A like protein-domain-containing protein
Exons: 5
Coding region: 1-4065 (1354 amino acids)
Molecular function (GO): protein binding; pseudouridylate synthase activity
Source: RefSeq, a predicted model, not a curated record